AUGCUACCAAAUGAUCACAAUCUACCAUCCUCAAUGAAGCAAUAUGAAAACUGCAUAAGUUGCCCUAGAUGUGGUUUGUCACGGUGGAAGCUAAACAAAAACAAGGUUGAGAAGAAAGGUGUUCCUGCUAAGGUGGUUUGGUAUUUCCCUCCCAUUCCAAGAUUUAAGCGCAUGUUUAAAUCUUUAGAGACCUCGAGAAAUUUAACAUGGCAUGCAGAUUCUACAAGAGUUGUUGGUCAGUUACGUCAUCCAGUUGAUUCACCAUCAUGGAAGUUGGUGGAUCAUAUGUGGCCUGACUUUGAAAGUGAGCCAAGAAAUCUUCGCCUAGCACUUGCAGCUGAUGGCAUUAAUCCUCAUAGCAACCUUAGCAGUCGGUACAGUUGUUGGCCAAUCAUGUUGGUCAACUAUAAUUUACCUCCAAAUAUGUGUAUGAAGAGGAAAUACAUCAUGCUAACUAUGCUCAUUUCAGGGCCUAAGCAGCCUGGAAAUGAUAUUGAUGUCUAUCUGGAGGUGCUAGUUGAAGAUUUGCAACGAUUGUGGGAAGGAGUUGAUGGAGUCUAUGAUGCUUAUCGCAGGCAGUUCUUCACUCUUAAAGCAGUCUUAUUAUGGACCAUCAAUGACUUUCCUGCAUAUGGUAACCUUAGUGGAUGUACUACACAUGGUUAUUAUGCAUGUCCAAUAUGCGGAGAAGAUACUUAUGCAAGACACUUGGAAAAUGAGAAGAAAAUGUCAUUUUCUGGCCAUAGAAGAUUCCUAUCACGGUUUCAUCCAUAUCGUAGGCAAAUGAAGGAGUUUAAUGGCAUGGAGGAACUUGGAGAAGCAGCUAGACCAUUAUCUGGGAUUAAGUUGUUUGACAAACUUUCUGACAUAAGGCAUUGUCUUGAUGUUAUGCAUAUCGAGAAAAAUGUCUUUGAAUCCCUCAUUAAUACUUUGAUGAAUGUUAAAGGAAAAACCAAGGAUAAUGUGGCAGCUAGGUUGGACAUGGUUGAGAUGGGAAUUAGACCUGAAUUAACACCUAUAGUUGGGGAGAAAAGAACAUAUCUUCCUCUUGCUGCGUGCUCAUUCACAAAAAAAGAAAAGUUGCAAGUGUGCAAGUCAUUAAAGGAUAUAAAAGUUCCAGAAGGUUUCUCUUCGAACAUGAAUAAUAUUGUGUGCAUGGAUCAGUUGAAGUUGACUUGCUUGAAAUCCCAUGAUUGUCAUGUUUUAAUGCAGUAUUUCUUACCAAUAGUCAUACGUGAUGCACUGCCAAAACAUGUUAGAUAUGCCAUCAUAAGAUUAUGCUUCUUCUUCAAAGAUAUUUGUUGCAAGGUUAUAGAUGUAGCCAAGUUAGAUAAGCUGCAAUCUGACUUGGUUGUUACACUCUGCUUAUUGGAGCAAUAUUUUCCCCCAUCUUUCUUCGAUAUCAUGCUUCACUUAACUGUCCAUCUUGUUCGAGAAGUCCGAUUAUGUGGACCAGUUUACUUCAGAUGGAUGUAUCCAUUUGAAAGAUGCAUGAAGGUUCUUAAGAGUUAUGUGGGCAGUCGAAAACAUCCUGAAGGUUGCAUUGUUCAGAGAUAUUUAGCAGAAGAAGCAAUUGAGUUUUGUUCAGAAUACCUUAAUGGCGUUGAUCCUAUUGGAGCCCCUCAAUCAAUUCGAGACUCAAAAGCAAAUAUUUCUGGCUUGCAAGCAUGCAACACACCAAUUAUAGUGCAACAAGUUGAUCUGCAACAAGCACAUUUGACUGUGCUAGAAAAUAUGGAAGAAGUGGCUGCUGAAAUUGACAGUUGCAAUGGUGGAACAACAUCGACAUUAACAUGGUUGGCCCAUGGACCGCGUGUGCAAAUCCUUAAGUAUAAUAGUUAUGUGAUAAAUGGUAAUUUAUACCAAACAAAGGCGCGGGAUGAUGACAGAGUUUGCCAAAACAGUGGGGUUUCUUUAGUUGCCAACACCAUGCUUGUAUGUAGUGCUAAAGAUAAGAAUCCCUUGUUAGCUGAUGUGUCUUUCUAUGGAGUGAUUGAAGAAAUAUGGGAAUUAGACUAUCAUCAAUUUCAUAUUCCUCUUUUCAAGUGUGCGUGGGUUGCAAAUGACAAAGGAAUAAUCAACAACGAUGAAUGUGGCUUCACCUUAGUCAAUUUAAACAAACGAGGACACAAGAAUGACGAAUUUGUGCUUGCAAGUCAAGUCAACCAAGUCUUUUAUAUUGAUGACCCAUUAAAAAAGGGGUGGUCAAUUGUGCUUCCAGUUCCAAAUAGAUGUUAUGAGGAAGAUGAUGAUGAUUGGAGCAGUAUUCCAUAUUCUCGACCAAUUGAUGAUGUUAAUACUCAUUGUAUUCCUGCACAUGAAAGAUAUUUUAGAUCAGAAAUUGAGGGUGUAUGGGUCACAAAAAAGCAAAAAUGA
Messenger RNA from Zingiber officinale, 2376 nucleotides. RefSeq lists its product as uncharacterized. The transcript is spliced from 4 exons. Bases 1 to 2376 code for a protein of 791 amino acids. NCBI's taxonomy places the organism in Eukaryota, Viridiplantae, Streptophyta, Magnoliopsida, Zingiberales, Zingiberaceae. The record is from RefSeq and is a predicted model, not a curated record.